Molecule: messenger RNA, 2618 nt
Organism: Alligator sinensis (Chinese alligator)
Lineage: Eukaryota; Metazoa; Chordata; Crocodylia; Alligatoridae
Product: zinc finger protein 239-like
Exons: 1
Biological process (GO): regulation of transcription by RNA polymerase II
Cellular component (GO): nucleus
Molecular function (GO): RNA polymerase II transcription regulatory region sequence-specific DNA binding; DNA-binding transcription factor activity, RNA polymerase II-specific
Source: RefSeq, a predicted model, not a curated record
CUGCCAGGUGCUGAGGAUGAGACCCCAACCCCGACAGAGACCCCCGGCAGCCACCCCUACGCCUGCCCUGAGUGCAACAAAGCCUUUUUCCAGAGCUCCACACUGAGCCGCCACCAGCGGACCCACACGGGCGAGCGACCCUAUGCCUGCAGCCUGUGCGGCAAGCAGUUCAGCCAGCGCGCCAACCACACCCAGCACCAACACACCCACACUGGCGCGCGCCCCUACCGCUGCGGGGACUGUGGGAAAACCUUUGCCUUCAGCUCCCGGCUUCUCCAGCACCAGCUGGUGCACACGGGCGACAGGCCCUACCGCUGCCCGGACUGCCACAAGGCCUUCAACCAGAAGUCCAACCUCAAGCAGCAUCAGCGCCUGCACAGCGGGCAGAAACCACCUGCAUACAAGCGCCCGGAGACUUCCCAGAAGCCCUACGGGUGCCAUCAGUGUGGAAAAGCUUUCCGGGUGAGCUCGCACCUCCUCCGGCACCAAGUCACGCACACCCGGGAGCGGCCGUACACCUGCCCGGACUGCGGCCGGGGCUUCGCUCUCAGCGCUCACCUCCAGCGCCACCGUGCCGUGCACAGCGGGGAGAAGCCGUACCCCUGCCCGCAGUGCGGGAAGCGCUUUGGGCUCGGCGCCCGCCUGGACCGCCACCUCCGCACACACUCCGGGGAACGCCCCUACAAAUGCGGGGACUGUGGGGCCGGCUUCGUGGACAGCUCAGCCCUCAUCAAGCACCGCCACAUCCACACCGGGGAAAAGCCCUACGCCUGCCCCGAGUGUGGGAAGAGCUUCGGGCGGAGCUCCUACCUGGCCACCCACCGCCGCGUGCACUCCGGGGAGAGGCCCUACCCCUGCCCGGACUGCGGGAAGGGCUUUGCCAGCAGCUCAGACCUCAGCAAGCACCGGCGGGUCCACACCGGGGAGAAGCCUUACAGCUGCGGGCUCUGCGGGAGGGCGUUCAGUCGCAGCUCCAACCUCCUGGCACACCAGAAGGUCCACCGGAGUGGGCCUGAGCCCGGGGAAUGAUGGGCUCAAGAGGAAGAACAGUGUUGUGGCUGGACAACCAUUGGGGAGGCUGGACAGGUAUAGGCAGAGGAUAGACCCCAUCCAUCUAGAGCUGACAUGGUGGAUGGAUCCCAUCCACCUACACAUCCAGCAUGGCGGACAGGCCCCGUUCAUCUACAGAGCCAGUACGGUGGGAAGACCCUGUACGGCCCAUCCCACCCACAAAACUAAGAUGGCAGACAGACCCCAUCCAUCUACAGGGCCGACAUGGGGAAUGGACCAAGUUCAACCCACCCCACCCACAAAACCAACAUGGCGGAUGAACCCCAUCCAUCUACAGAUCCAACAUGGUGGAUGGACCCCGUCCAUUUUGAGAUCCAACAUGACAGACGGACCCCGUUCAUCUUGAGAUCCAAUAUGGCAGACAGACCCCAUCCAUCUACAGAUCCAACAUGGCGGAUAGAACCCAUCCAUCUUGAGAUCCAACAUGGCAGAUGGACCCCAUCCAUAUAAAGACCCAAUAUGGCGGACAGACCCCAUCCAUCUACAGAUCCAACAUGGUGUACAGACCCAAUCCAGCUAGAGAUCCCACAUGGCGGAUGGACCCCAUCUAUCUAUAGAUGCAAUAUGGAGGACAGACCAGUCCAGGGCUCCAUGGAUUGGCCCAGUCCCCAGUUGUCGUGGCAACAAGAUGGCCGCCCCCUGCUCCCACCCACCUCCUCUGUCAAGCGCCUCAUGGCAGUGUACAGCCCCAAGCACGGGGGAGUCUGGACCUGUUUAGAGCACAAUAAAGGAACCAAUCAGAAUAUAGGUGUCUGAGAUGCACCCAGCUCUGGGUUGGAACAGCCACAUAUAACAGUGUAUGGGGAAGGCUAAGAUGCCCCCAGCACUGGGGUGAAAAGGCCACAUAAAACAGAGUGUCGAGAGGGCUUUUAUGUGCCCAACUCUGGGGUCAAACGGCCACAUAUAACAGCAUAUGGGGAGGGCUGCGAUGCACCCAGCUCUGGUGUGGAAUGGACACAUAAAACACUGUGUGGGGAGGGCUGAGUUGCACCCAGCUCUGGGGUGUGAUGGCCACAUAUAAGAGUGUAUGGGAAUGGCUCAGAUGCACCCAGCUCUGGUGUGGAAGGAUACAUAUAACAGUGCAUGGGGAGGCCUGAGAUGCAGCCAGCUCUGGGGUGGAACUGCCACAUAUAACAGUGCAUGGGGAGUCCUGUAAUGCGCCCAGCUCUGGGGUGGAAUGGCCGCAUAUAACAGCGUAUAGGGAGGGCUGAGAUGCACCCAGCUCCGGGUGGAAAUGCCACAUAUAAGAGCGUAGGGGGAGGGCUGAUGUGCCCAGCUCGGGGUAAAACGGCUCUGUGGUGGAAAGCCCACAUAUAACAGUUUGUGGGGAGGGCUGAGAUGCGCCCAGAUCUGGGGUGGGAUGGCCAGUUUUACUGGGGUCCCUGGGGUGAGAGCAGGGGACGCUGGGAGCCCGGAGGGCUGGGUUCUCCCCCGCACAAAGCCAACCCCACACAGGGCCCCUUUCUUUGCCGUUCUCCCCUCACCCACCACAGGCGUCCAGGCGCGGAGACCACAGUCAUCCUCGGCACGCCUCCCUCCGACCGCAG